This is a messenger RNA of Alnus glutinosa, 1167 nucleotides long. RefSeq names its product zinc finger BED domain-containing protein RICESLEEPER 2-like. Gene Ontology annotation, molecular function: DNA binding; protein dimerization activity. Lineage: Eukaryota; Viridiplantae; Streptophyta; Magnoliopsida; Fagales; Betulaceae. The record is from RefSeq and is a predicted model, not a curated record. The coding region runs from base 1 to 1167 and encodes 388 amino acids. The transcript has 4 exons.
AUGACUCUUGAUAUCUUGUACUUGUUUCUUCUUACUCAAAUCCCCUAUAUUACUCAUACGACUUAUACUGCUGUUCACGAUUUUAUGAGCAAGAAGACUCUAAAGAGAGAACUCUCCUCCCAUCUCUUGAUUCUUGAAGUAGAUUACAAGGAGAUGAGACAAACGUUCAGUCUUUGCCACUUUGGACUUGCUGAAAUUGGAGACAUAGUUGAUUCAGUUAGGGAGGGUAUCAAGUAUAUAGUGGCUUUUGAGGGUCGGUUGAGAAAAUUUAGUGAUUUUGCUAAAAGAUUGAAACUCCCUGGCAAGAAAUUGAUUUUAGAUGUCCCUACACGUUGGAACAACACUUACAUAAUGUUGGCAACAGCCAUACAAUUCAAAGAAGUAUUUUCUACGUACCAUCAAAGUGAUCAAGCUUUUCAGUGGUUAGUAAGUCCUGGAGAAUGGGAGAAGGUUGAAAAUGUGAACCAACUUUUGUCAAUUUUUAACGAGGUGACCAGCAUAGUAUUUGGCAGUGAAUACCCAACUUCAAAUCUGUUUCUACCUAAGGUUUGGUGGAUGAAGGAAAUAUUGUUGUUGAAGUGUAGGGAUAAUAAUGACUACAUCAGGGCAAUGACGAGUAAAAUGAGUAAUAAGUUUGAGAAGUAUUGGGGUAAUUGCAAUUCAUUGAUGGCACUAGCAGCUAUGCUAGAUCCGAGAUACUUCCCUCUAAUUUACCCAGAGCUUAAAGCUUCUAUGAACAUUGAUAAUGUCCUAUCCAUUCUUCAUGAGUUAUAUGAGGAAAAUUCACAUUCUACAAGUGGUUCUACUAGAGUUGCUGCAGUCAAGAAAUCAACUGGUCAAUCAAUAUUUAUGGAAUACAUAAGAUCUAAUGACGUUGUACGACCCACUAAAACAGAUUUGGAUGUAUAUCUUGAAGAUGGCGUUUACAUAUGUGAAAAGGAUGUCGAUGGAGAAGACAGAGAUGCUGAGUUUGAGGCUUUGGCAUGGUGGAAAUUUAAUACCUUGAAGUAUCGUAUCUUCUUUAAGAUGGCGCGGGAUAUUUUACCUGUUUCAAUCACUACAGUAGCAUCAGAAUCAUCCUUCAGCACUGGUGGUAGAGUCAUUGAUCCUCACCGAGCGAGAUUAUCCACCGAAACAAUAGAAAUAAUAUUGUGUGGAAGUGAUUAG